CUGCCACAGAAAGGCCUCUGCCAUGCAUUCUCCCGCGCAUGCACGAAACUCCACUACCUGAUGCUCCUAAACUAACCGUGAUCAGAUUCACCACCCACAGCUCACCAACCCGUCCAAGCAGAGCGGAGCAGAGCAGUCACCCCUCACCAACACACAGAAAAGAUCAAAACUUUCUCCCCAUCUUCUCCUCUCGUUUCGUUCGUGCAUAUCAUAUCUGAUCUCAUCUCUCUUCCCCCGAAACAAGGGGAGCACACUUUGUCAAGCUAACGGCCCCUCGGCUCCCGCUAUCUAUCCAUCUAUAAGUGCGACAUCCCGAACCAACCUCCAGGAUCCUGAUCUCCCACGGAAUAGAAAGUUGAGAUUUUCCCGGUUCAGAAUACGAGCCUACAGCAGGAAGGUGCGUGCAUGAUCAUGAGGCCGCGUGGGCUUCCGGCGGCGGCGGCCAGGCUCCGGCCGCACCUCCCGCGCGUCACCGCCUUCCUCAUCGUCUUCUCCGUCGGGUACUCGCUCGGCAUCGUCUCGUCGUCCGCCCGCCCGUCCACGCCCAAGCCGUCGCAGACCGUCAUACGGCCGCACGCCGCGCACCUCACCGCGGCCUCCUCGGCCGGCGUCACGGCCUCGUCGAACGGCACGGGCGCGGGCGCGAGCGCGAGCUACCCGCGGUCGCCGCCGCACGACCUGUUCCGGUUCGGGGACAAGUGCGGGGAGCCGGUGCCGGCCGAGGACGUGGUGAAGACGCUUCUUGACAAGCUGUUCGACGGCGAGAGCCCGUACGCGAGCUUCCCGCCGGCGCACACGGCCGCGCUGCUCCACCCGGCGGCGGCGCGGCCGCGCGGGUGGGGGUCGACGGGGGCGGUGUUCGCGGACCUCAUCGAGGAGGUGCGCCCCGACGUGAUCGUGGAGCUGGGCGCCUUCCUGGGCGCCUCGGCGCUCCACAUGGCGGCCGUGGCCCGGAACCUGUCGCUGUCCCCGGCCAUCCUCUGCGUGGACGACUUCCGCGGCUGGCCGGCCUUCCGCGGCCGCUUCCGCCGCGACGUCCCGCAGCAGCGGCACGGCGACGCGCUGCUGCUGCCGCAGUUCAUGGCCAACGUGCUGGCGGCGGGGCCCGAGGCCGCGGCGGCGGUGCUGCCGCUGCCCUUCUCCACGGCGUCCACGCUCGGGGCGCUGUGCCGGUGGGGCGUGUACGCGGACCUCAUCGAGGUGGACGCGGGCCACGACUUCCACUCGGCGUGGGCGGACAUCAACCUGGCGUGGGCCGUGCUGCGCCCCGGCGGCGUCAUGUUCGGCCACGACUACUUCACGGCCGCCGACGACCGCGGCGUCCGGCGCGCCGUGACGCUGUUCGCCAGGGUGAAGGGCCUCACCGUGCGGCCCCACGGCCAGCACUGGAUCCUCUCCCCGAAGCCGCGCGGCGACGGCCGGUGACGCGCGCGUGCUCUCGGUCGGUCUCUCCGGUGUGCGUGCCCGUGCUUGUCGCCGUCACCGGCGGGGCCUGCCACGCACUCUCGCGAGGCAUCCAGCGGAACGGAAACCCACCAUACGUGUCCACGUCCCAGAGCAGGGCAGGACGAAAAGCUUACGUACGCGCCUUGUCCCCGGUCUCUCUGAACUUGCGAUCGAGGUGUUCGUUCGUUUGGGCCGCCAUUUUUCUUUUCUCCACCAAACAACACAUUCUUCUUACACGGCGAGGAAUCAACAAGCACGAUUGUGCACGCACGUCCAUUGUACAUCAAAGAAAAGCAGCGGGGUUUUUCCAGUACGGAGAUGGUGAUAGGUGAUGGAUGGACUUGUGCACAGUACGUAGUGGAGGAUGAUGUGGUUCGCGCACCAGCCGGCUGCCGGAGGGAGGAAGCUUUAGCUAGAGCCAGAGCUAGAAGAAGGUGACGGUGCGACCGAAAGCGCUGAGGACGACGUACGUACUGGAUGCUUAGCGUGGGAGUGGCAAUGGUGGGAAAGGGAGAGAGUAGUGGCCAAACUGGUUAGGUGGUUCGUUAAUAAAUUUGCCUGUUGGUUCGAUCAUCAUCUUCGAGUGAUUUACAAGUCAAUCUCUCCUGUGACCGGUCGAGCCCACGGAGCACGUAGUAUUAGCUAGGCUUCUUCGCACGUACCCCGCUUGGAUUAAUCUGCUGGACGGAUGCAGGUUCUUUGGAUUUUUCGAUCUGGGAGUGCGUGGAGGAGACGCACCACGCGCGCUGAACCUCACGCAAGAAAGUCAGGAACCCUGGACUGAAAUCCAUUUGAUACUUCCGUUUUUGCUUGGCUGUUCCGCAGCAGCCGUCGCUACCCGACUAUGUCAGCAUUACACUGGCGUGCCCGUGAUAUCCGACUCGGUCAAUGCAUACAUACGUUGAUGUAUCUUUUGAUGCAUCUGUUGUCA
Messenger RNA from Aegilops tauschii subsp. strangulata, 2377 nucleotides. RefSeq lists its product as uncharacterized. Lineage: Eukaryota; Viridiplantae; Streptophyta; Magnoliopsida; Poales; Poaceae. The record is from RefSeq and is a predicted model, not a curated record.